AUGUCUAGUAGGGAGUGUAAGAGAUGCCCAGUGGUAGUUUGUGGUAGGGAGCUAUUUGCAGACUUGUUGGUGAUUGACACUAACGGGUUCGAUGUUAUUUUGGGGAUGGAUUGGCUAUAUAACUUCCAUGCGACGAUCGACUGCCAACGCAGAAGCGUAGUGUUCAAGAAACCAGGCCACCCAGAGUUUGAAUUCAUGAGUGGAAGCAAAGUGAUGGAGCAGCCCGAGUAUCGAGCAGGCAUGGAUGGAGUAUUAACCUGUAUAGAGGUAGAGGAGAAGCCCAUACCAGAAAUUGUCGAGGAAUUCCUUAACGUUUUUCCUGAUGAGUUGCCGGGUCUGCCACCAGAUCGAGAUAUACAGUUCGUCAUCGAUCUUAUUCCAGGAGUUGCACCUAUUUCAAAACCACCUUACCGAAAGCCGGUAGUAGAUUUGGAGGAGUUGCGGAAGCAAGUCCAGGAGUAUCUUGAUAAGAAAUUGAUCAGGCUUAGUACUUAA
Asparagus officinalis (garden asparagus) is the source of this 495-nucleotide messenger RNA. RefSeq lists its product as uncharacterized. NCBI's taxonomy places the organism in Eukaryota, Viridiplantae, Streptophyta, Magnoliopsida, Asparagales, Asparagaceae. Bases 1 to 495 code for a protein of 164 amino acids. The transcript has a single exon. The record is from RefSeq and is a predicted model, not a curated record.